AUGAUAAUGAUUAUUUUUUUUCUCUAUUCAUUUAUUUAUUUAACAAAUUCAACACCCAUAUUAAAAUCGACAUAUGCUGUUAUUAUUCCAGAAAAAUCUGCUUCCAAUAUUACAAUUUUUUCAUUUAAUUCAGAAUAUUCUUUACCAACUACAGCAUAUGAAUUAGUUAAUGCACCUUCAAAUAUUGUUUCAUCUUAUUUUCAAAUUCAAUCAAAUGGAAAUCUUUUAUUAAAACAAUCGAUUGAUCGUGAUCAAUGGUGUCAAUUAGGUUAUUGUUCAUGCGAUAUAUGUUCUCUUAUGUUACAAGUAAUUAUUGAUGAUCAACAAUUUGAUCAUCCAAAAUUUUCAUCUAUUAAUAUUACUAUUACCGAUAUUAAUGAUCAUCGUCCUCAAUUUUUUGAUAUUAAUGAAAUUAAAUUAUCAGAAAAUAUUCAAGUUAAACAUCGUUUUCAAAUUGGACGAGCAAUUGAUCUUGAUUCAGGUGUCAAUAGUCAAUUGAAAUUUUAUUUAACCUGUUUAACAUGUACAUUGACAAGUAAUCCAUUUAUAUUAAGUAUAACACCAUUAUCAGCAAAUGAAUAUUCAUUAAAUGGAAUUGUAAUAGCACCAUUAGAUCGUGAAACAGUUUCUCAUUAUUUAUUGAGAUUAGAAGCUAUUGAUGGUGGAACACCACCAUUAGCAAAUUCAACAAAUAUAACAAUUACUGUACAAGAUGAAAAUGAUAAUGCACCAAAAUUUAAUCAAUCAGAAUAUUUUAUUAAAAAUCUUCGUGAAGAUACUGCUGUUGGUACAAAUUUAUUAAAAAUUUAUGCCACAGAUGCUGAUGAAGGUAUAAAUGGACUUAUUCGCUAUGUAAUUGUCGAUCGUCAUUCUCCAUUUUCGAUUGAUUCUGUUACGGGUGUUAUUCAAUUAACAUCUCCAUUAGAUUAUGAACAACGUCGAUGGUAUCGUUUAUUAAUUCGUGCUACAGAUUGUGGUCUUAUUCCAUUGAGUACAGAUGUUCGAUUAACAAUAAAUAUCAUUGAUGUCAAUGAUUGUCCACCUGAUAUUAUAUUUUUUCCACAACGUCGUUUACAAUAUUCAAAUUCAACUCUAAUGAUUAGUGAAGAUAUUCCUGUUAAUACUACUUUAGGCUAUUAUUCAAUAUCGGAUCAAGAUUCAUACGAUGUUAGUGGGGAUUUAUCUGCUCGAAUUCAAACAAAUAGUUCAUGGUUUAAAUUAAUUUCAAAUGGUUUUAAUUCUUAUGCGCUUAUAACUGUUUCUGAAUUAGAUCGUGAAACAGUACCAUCUAUUCGUAUUCUAUUUACCGCUCAAGAUAGUGGCAAACCUUUACCAUUAUCAUCAAUUCAUGAAUUAAACAUUAUUUUAAUCGAUGUUAAUGAUAAUCCACCUAUAUUCGCAAGUAAUCCAAUCGUGUUUUCGAUUGAAGAACUGGGGUAUUACGUAAUGAAAAAUACGAUAGAUAUUAAAGAGAAUGAUGAUCGAAAUUUAACCAUUGGAUAUUUGUAUGCAACUGAUGCGGAUAUUGAUGAGAAUGCUGUUAGUACAUAUCAUAUCGAAACAAAUUCAUACGUGAAAGUUGAUUCAAACACCGGUUUACUCUCGUUAUUUCAACCCAUGGAUAGAGAACAAGUCUCAUUGGUAAAUAUAUCCGGCUAUGCAAGAAAUGUUGCCAAACCCUAUUGGACAACAAACGUAACGAUUUUAAUUAAAAUAACGGAUGUUAAUGAUAAUGUACCUCGAUGUUCACAGCUCGUAUAUCAUAUUGAAUAUGUUGAAAAUGCAACAGUUGAUCAACCACUACUGACUGUCAAUGGAAGUGAUUUAGAUUAUGGUGAAAAUGGUACAAUUACUUAUUCUCUUAUUAAUACAAGUCCACCAUGGCCAUUCGAAUUUGAUAUUAAUAAAGGUUCUUUACGUUCUCAGCGUAUCUUUGAUUAUGAAUUAAUUUCACAAUAUAAUUUAACAGUAGAAUUAGCUGACAGAGGUCAUCCUAUAUCAUUAAAUUCAAAAUGUUUGAUUGAAAUACAAAUUCUUGAUAUUAAUGAUAAUAUUCCUCAAUUAAUUUCUCCAAUAGAUGGUCAAAUAUUUAUCAAUCGUGAACAACUUAAACAAGGUUUUUUAAUGAAUUUAAUAGCUCGUGAUGAUGAUAGUGGAUUAAAUGGUCUCGUCCGAUAUUCUCUUCAAUCGAUACAAUCACAUCAAUCGAUCACUGAUGAAGAAUUAGAUAAGACACAUUUGUAUAACAAAGGCGGAAAUAGACCAAAACAAGAAAAACAAGAUAAACAAACAACAUUGACAAAUAAUCAAUCACCAUUUACAUUAUUAACAAAUGGAAGUUUAUACAUAAAUGAAGUGGUGGAUAAAAUAUCAUUGUUCAAACUACAAAUAUUAUUAGAGGAUUGCGGAUCACCUCCUCAACGUUCUUUAGUUAUACUUACAAUUGGCUUUGGUGAUUCUAUAAUAAAUAGUGUUGAAACCGUUCAAGCUGUUAUCAUAGAAAUUGAACAUUCACGUGCACGUCCAACCUAUAUUGGUCUCAUACUCGGUUUAACAGUAUUAUGUAUUCUAUUUUUAUUUCUCAUGUUUAUCAGUAUACUCUGUGCUAUUCGAAAACAUCGUCGACGUCGACAACUACAAAACCUUUUAACAUUAAAACAAAAUGAUGGAGAACAACAUCGUAGUGUUGUGAGUAAAUUCUUAAAUUCUCAAUUAACACCGUCGACAUCAUCAGCAUCAAGUUCAACAGCCACUACGAAUGAAAGUGGAAAUGAGGGAAAAGAACGUUAUUAUCAAAAUCAAAAAAUUAUUGUUAGAACAUGUGAUCAGGAUCGUUGGGAAGAAAAAGAUUCGACAAUAAGUUCAAAUUCACAAGAAAAAGGUUCAACAUCAUAUAAUGGCGAUACUUCUUCACCUGAAUCACGCACUUACAAAAUUUUACAUUUACCAAAUACAAAUGGUAAUUAUUGGUCAUCAACUAGUCCAUCACAACAGCCAUUUAUAACGAAUUUAUCUAAUGGCUUUGGUUUGUCUCAUACUGCCACUAAAGACUUAAAUCGACAAUUAAGACAAACGUUGACAGUGAGAAAUGAUGAAGGUUAUUAUGGUAGUAAUGAGACAGGUUCUGACUCAAAUACAUCCGAUAUUGUUCAACGGCAACCAAAAGUAUCAGAUAGACCUACUACUUCAACAACAAUGCCAAAUUUCUAUUUGAAUCAACGAUUAUCUUCGACAUACACACUACCACCAUUUGUGACAAUUUGUGAAAAAGUUGGUGGACCAUCAACAAACGGAGGAUUUUUAGAAAUGAGUGUUGAUGGAAGCGAUAUUGAAGUAUAA
Didymodactylos carnosus is the source of this 3339-nucleotide messenger RNA. NCBI's taxonomy places the organism in Eukaryota, Metazoa, Rotifera, Eurotatoria, Philodinida, Philodinidae. The record is from the annotation of a GenBank genome assembly.